AUGCCUCGAAAGGAGUUGAACCCCACGCCGAGUGCCAACCGAGGCAGGAGUUUGAUCUCGACUAGAAUCCAACAGCAUCAGCAGCGCAAGACGCAAAACGCCAAAAGCCAUCUCCCGAGGAGUUACUCCUCGCCUGCACCACAGAGCGAUGUACAGAACAAAGGGUACGUCAUGCGAAGCUUCUCGUCGCCCGAUCCUAAGCAAGUCUGUUACAGACGGAAUUCAGAUACGCUUUGUAGGUCUAAACCCGACUACACCAAAGGCGAACUAGACUCAGAUUUGGAAAGCUACGAACUUUUCGAGGAGAGUUUCAUCGAUAUGGAUGCUGAGCCAGAUGACAUCACUUUCGGUGCCUACACUAAAAACCCCGAAAUAGAAGAACCCAAAAGGGUUGUUGCCUCACUCCUUCCGGGGAGUAGAAUUCAAAGAAUCUCCAUGAAACCCAUAUCACCUCGAACCAUACAAAAAAUUCAAAAUUCACGACAAGCAAAGCGGAAACAUCAAAGAGAUAGGAACGAAAACAAAGAGGAAACAGAGCGUUCGUCGCUUCUGAUGGAUGAACUGCAGAGAUCGCCCCCUAUAGAAACCGAAGUGUUGGAGUUGGAGAGAGAGUUCCGUGAUGCUGAACAGCAUCUGGAUGCAGAAAUCGCAAUGGCCACCGAAGAAAGUGACAGCGAAACGGUAGGAUAUUUAUUAUGUUUAUAUCACAGUCCA
Molecule: messenger RNA, 714 nt
Organism: Iphiclides podalirius (scarce swallowtail)
Lineage: Eukaryota; Metazoa; Arthropoda; Insecta; Lepidoptera; Papilionidae
Source: the annotation of a GenBank genome assembly